CAGGUACUGCCAAAGUGUUCCGACAAGAAAGAACAACAAGCUGGAGCAUAAUGUAGCUCCUGUUUGAUAUUUAUUCGAAGAAGUGGCGUCUCCUGAAGGUCUCUCUUGGCCCCCCGCUCCUUUUUAGCGAGUCUCGGCGCAUACAAUCAGUCAGACGUAAACUCCCUCUAUUGAUGACAUGCAUUUUGAACAAGACAAGGAAGAUCCACACUCCUUUCACUCGCAACAACAAACAACAAGAAUUCCAUCGAAGAUCCAACGCAGUCUUCUGACGUACUAAAACUGCACUAACAUAGGUUCACACACACAUACACACACACACACGACCGCUCUAACCACUAUUUUUGUAGCUUCAGCAGCUGUCUACGCAAGAAACAGACUAAGUGGAUGCUGAUGCUCGCCUUGGACUUAUGAUUUUUAGCUAUUGAAUUGUUUCUAGCACGACAUGAAACUAUCUUCUUCAGCGACAAACGGUUACGGUUCUUCCGGCAGAUAGACAUUGUCAACAACAAUUUAUUUUCGCGGCUAGAACCUAGUACUACUACUACACAGAGACAGUAAAUAAAAUUUUUACCAAAUUAGUCCUCGACCAGCAGUCGUCGAGCAAGGUCGUUAUAGUACCAGGCCGCGGGAGUAGUAGAAUACUUGUUCGUCUUUUUGAAGAAGAACAACAACAGUCGCUCGACCUAUAUCACCUUGUCGUACUCCUCCUCCUCCUGAAGGCGUAAACCAAAACUCCUUCUUACUUCAAGAUGGCCCCAGCGACCUCCUCCUCCGCAGCCGCACCCCCCGUCGCCAUGGACGUCGACGGCGAGGGUGAAACCAAAACGCCUGAAGAAAAAGUGGUCGAGGAGGUAUUCUACCCAAAAUUUGAAAUCGCGCAAUUACGAGCGAGGUACCUCCGGGACCGGUCACCCGCAGUUCUGGCGGAAUUGAUGAAAUACGUGAAGGAGGAGAGGAUGCUGCCGUUCUACAAAAAGUUUUGUGAGGAGGCAAAUGUAAAAAUCGAGGACAAAUUGGUCAAGGAAAUGGAGAAAGAAGUGGAGGAGAAGGUACAUAUUAAUUUAGCUGAAUUGUGCUAUUCUAUCUGUGAAACAGCGCUGAUGUUGUAGUCGCUCCGGCAAUUAUUUUUGCAGCACCAUGGGUUGUCAUGCACAAAAGGGUUCGACUUCGUCUUCGAUCAUAAUGCCAUAGGAGAAAUAAGGAUGGACGAUGUCAGUAAAAUGAAAUCGCGAGGACUUUGUCAUGCCAAUAGAAGCUGCAGCACGGGCAGCGCGAUCGGUCAUGCGUUCUUGCAAGCAUACAGGACAAGUUGAUAUUAAAAUGAAUUCUAUAAUCAGGUGAAAGCCUUCGACGAGAAGCUAAAAGACGCUGAAGAAAACCUUGGUGACGUGGAGGUAAAAUCCGCAAUACUCGACAAAGCGGACUAUUUCAACAAAACUGGCGACCAGGAGAAGGCGUUCGAAUUUUACGAGAAAGCCAUGACAAAAACCGUGGGGGGUGGGUACCGGCUGGAUAACAUACUAACGAGGUUACGAAUCGCAUUGUUCAACGACGACCAAGAACAGAUCAAGAAAAUGCUAGCAUUGGGACAGGAAGAAAUGAAGAAGGGUAUUGUUUUAUCGCUUUUUUGACAACAGCUUUAACUUGCGUUGCAUCUGCUACUUUUGUAUCUGACGAUGAUGGAAAAAUAUAAAUGACACGUCGACCUGCUACUUGUGAUGCCGCAAAAACCACCUACCAUGAUCAUGUGUACAAGUAAGUUAGUAUCGUGUUGCUGUGCAGCCAUAGACCACCUAGCUCCAUCUUCAAAACUAUCAAUGAUCAGGGGGCGACUGGGAGCGAAAAAACAAGCUGAAAGUGUAUGAGGGCGUCUUCAAGGUUAUGACCGGCGACUUCGAAGCUGCGGCAAAUUUGUUUCUCGCCGGCGUUGCAACUUUCACCGCGACAGAGAUAUUGAGCUUCCAGGACUUCGUACUACUUUUUGUGCAAGACUUUGAACUCGUUUCUGUUUCUGUUUCAACCACUCUCUUGGUGUUUUGUCAUGAUGCAAAAAUUAAAAUAGAUUCAAUUUCGAAAGGUGUUUCUGUUAGGGUGCUAUUUAUUGGCUCAUGCAAUAGUAGUACAAGCAGUUGUAAAGAAACUAAAGUAAAAAGACCAAAAUUGCAGGUUUUCUACACGGUCCUGUGCUCCCUUAUCGGCCUCUAUCCAAGAAAAAAACAUUGUAGGUGUACCUUUUUUGGAGGAACAGCAUUACAAAUUUGUCUGGCAUGACAGCAAAAACCUGUCAUGCGCAGAUUGUACGUGAAAACGCCCUUUAAUGGACCCUGCGAUGCAUGCCAAGCAUGACAGACGCAAUCACCUUGCAUGUUGAGCAUUACAAAUGUACACUAACAACGUUUUUUUUCUUGGAUAGCCUCACCCGGGCGGAUUUGAAAAAGAAGGUUAUCGGGUAUGACCCGCUCAGGUGUUACAAUCUCAAACGUUGCAAGAGAAAAUGGAAAUCUGUGAUGCGAGAGUGCAUGAUCUAGCCAGCUCUCAUAGAAGGAUUGCGCACGACAAGUUCCGGAGCCCCAAACAGGACUACAUCCUGGCGAAAUUUGUAUUGCAAAAGGUGGAAUGCUGUGCGAGUCUGUCAUGCUCAUCAUGCAACACAAAUUCCAGACUCUGUAUGUAACGUUUGAGAAUGUAACGCUUGAGCAAGUCACAUCGGGAGCCCCGAGAUUUUGUCCGUCGUACACGAAAGGAAGCACAUGAAGGAGUUUCUAAACGCGUUUUACAACUGCGACUAUUUCAACUGGUCACGGGAACUAGUGCACAUCAUCGACCACGUAAAGGACGACCGAUAUUUCUAUGAGAGUGCACAACUCCCCCUCCCCCUCCUUUGUAUGGCAUGAACAGCAAUACAAACACCACCACACGUGGAGCCUGUGCAUGGCAAACGUAUGUACCUCAUGUAGUAGAAGUACUGCUUGGGCUUUCCUUCCGGAAUCUGUCAUGCAAACAGUGCCACAAGGCAGUACUGGAUUUGCGGUUUUGCAUGGCAAAUGAGAGGGAGGAGGAGUUGCGCACUCUCAUAAUGUCCAGCCAAAUUUGAUGAAAAUCAGCCGGCACUUGAGGUACAAUAGCAGGAUCUCCUCUAGGACUUGUGUUCCAAUGCAAUGCAUGACACAUAAGGGCUAGGGCCACGAGAAGUUAUUUCAGUGCAGCAAUUCGGCAUAAGACGAGGUUUAGAAAUUCUCGAUAGAAGACGAAAUCUGUCAUGCAAUAUACUACUCAAGCUCAAGCAAAAAGAAAAACUACCUCGAAAGCAUUCACAACUUCACACAUUCUAUCCAGGUUAAACGCGUACCGGCAGUUCAUCACGUCCUACAAGUCCGUCACCAUGAAAUUGAUGGCCGAUACUUUGUAUCAAAUGCAAAUAUCGAUCUGGGUCUGCUGGAAGAAUGCCGGAGUUUGUGAUGCAGAUUUUGCAUGUCCCAUGAUGCUUGUGAUGCAUGCCGUAGCAUCACAGACUCUGCGACAACUUUCUGAUUCUGAUGGCCCAACCGCAUGAGAACUGCCCUCUCCGCGUAGCAACACACUGGACCUCUUUUGCUGUUCAUGCAAUACAGAUUGCAUCCUCCCAGACCCAGAUCGAUAUUUGCAGUGCAUACUUUCGGCGUUUCCGAGCAGUUUAUCGACAAAGAGAUCUACACGUUCAUCUCGCAGGGCCGGCUGAAGAACUGCAAAAUCGACAAGAUCGCCAACGUGAUCGAGACAAUAGACAACGUGAAGGACGAGAAAACGCUGUUGUACAAGGACAUUUUGAAGGACGGAGACGUAUCAAAUGCAAAAAUGUCUGGGUCUGGAAGAAUGCAACUUGUAAUGCGUAUUUCAGAGCACAGAAAAGUCUCUCAUGCAUACGUAGCAAAAGCUCCCCACUUUCUGUCAGCAAAAUAGGCGACUUGUCAUGCGGAUUCGGCAUUGGGGAAGCUUCUCGCAACCUGUGAUGCUAGAGCUUCCAUGCCAGACCUUCUGUGUCAUGCAAAAACAGCAUGACUCUUUCACUUUCAGACCCAGACACUUUUACAUUUGAUAAGACGAGUUGCUGAACAAGAUGCAGAAACUCGCCGCCGCGAUCGACCGAUAG
Amoebophrya sp. A120 is the source of this 4132-nucleotide messenger RNA. Lineage: Eukaryota; Dinophyceae; Syndiniales; Amoebophryaceae. The record is from the annotation of a GenBank genome assembly.